Messenger RNA from Brassica rapa (field mustard), 2592 nucleotides. RefSeq names its product F-box protein PP2-B1-like. NCBI's taxonomy places the organism in Eukaryota, Viridiplantae, Streptophyta, Magnoliopsida, Brassicales, Brassicaceae. Gene Ontology annotation, molecular function: protein binding. The record is from RefSeq and is a predicted model, not a curated record.
UACUUAAAAUAAUUAUUGAUUCUCUAUCCAAAUAUUUGAACUAAAGUAAUUUAUAUGUUACCUUUAGGUAUUCUGACAUAUGUUAUUCAAAUUUAUAUUUAAUAUAUUAUUUUGUUUUUACUUUUUGAUAAAUUUAAAGUAUAUAAAUAUAUAAUGAGUUUUAAAAUUUUAAAAGUAAUUUAAAAUUAUAUCUGAAGUUGAACCGAACCCGCAAAAAUCCUAAAUGAACCCAAACAGAAAUUUAGAAAUAUUAGAAUGAGGCUGAAAUCUUUGACCCCGGAAACCCGAAACUCAAACAGACCUGAACCGAACCCGAUUAUGUACCAGAUAGAAAAUUUCUCACAAUAUAAUGGACUUCCAAAUUUUCUUAAAAGUAUAAGCCCAUUACUUUUUUUCUUCUUAAUAUAGUGCUAUCCAUGUUUCCAAACAAACCUAUUUUUUUAAACUACAAUCUAUGUUUCCAAUCAAACCUCAUUUUUAAAACUGCAAUCCAUGUUUCCAAACAAACUUUUUUUUAAACUACAAUCUAUCUUUCCAAACAAACUUUUUUAAAAAAAUUGCUAUACAUGUUUCCAAACAAACCUAAUUUGUACUUGAGUUUUAAUAAGAUAGAUGCGUUUCCCCUUUUCUUAUAAAUACUCUUGUACAGGGCCGGCUUACAAGGGGACAAGCGGUACGACCGCCCUGGGUCCGAGCCCGUGUCCCCCCAUGUAAUGAUAAAUGAGGGGUUCAAUUUUUAAUAAAUCUAUAUUUUAUAUAUAUAAAGAAUUAUAAAUACAAUAAAUAAAAUUGAAAAGAGUCCAAAAUUAUUUGAUAUGUAUAUAGUUUUAUUUUCAUUACAAAAUAUACAAAAUAUUAUUGAUUAAAUUUUAAAAAUAUUUUAAACAUUAUCUCUAUAUAAAUUUUAAAGAGUAAAAAUUUUUUUUUUUCCCUAGGGCCCUUAGCAGUGUUGAGCCGGCCCUGCUCUUGUAUGGUAUCGUAUAAAGCCUUAUUGUGAAGUAAAAGUUGAAUAGCGUUCCUACAAAGUUUGCCAUCCCAAACCAUGUAAAGUUAUAUUUUAUGCAAUACGGUUUUGUUUACUUCCGGUUCAUAAGGAAACUGUGUAACAGUGCUUCAUUUUGAAAUGAAAUCUUCUCUAAUAGUAAAUUCGUUUACAUCUCUGAAAUGAAAAAAAAAACGAACAGUAUUCCUACAAAUUUGGCCAUGCCAAAACCCUAUCGGAAAGCUGUUAGGCUUGAUAAGGGUAUUAUCGGAAUAUUCAAAUCUCAACCGGUAUAUAUAUAAAAGACGCACCCACACUUCGUGUCCAAGACAGAACACCACAUCCGUGUCUGAAACGCAUCAGACUCCAAAAACGCUAUGGAGCAAAGUGAACUCGGCGAUUCGCAUUCCUGCGGAGGAUGUAGCCGGAACGAUGAGAUUAUUUCUGUCGAAGCUCCGGCGCGGUUGGAUACAUUGCCUGAAGAUUGCAUCUCGAUGGUGGUUUCUUAUACAUCGCCGCGAGAUGCUUGCGUUGUGGCUUCGGUUUCGAAAACGGUUAAGUCAGCGGCUGAAUCGGAUUUGGUUUGGGAGAAGUUUCUUCCUCAGGACUACUCAUCUCUUGUUCCACGAUCGGUGGAUUUCUUGUGUAAGAAGGAGAUUUAUAUGUCUCUUGCUAAUGAUUCCGUUCUGAUCGACGACGGCAAAAAGAGCAUUUGGUUGGAGAAAGGUAGUGGGAAGAAGUGUUACAUGUUAUCUGCGAUGGAUUUAAAUAUCAUUUGGAUUGAUCGUCCUCUUUAUUGGAAAUGGAAUACCGAUCCUGAAUCUAAGUUUGAGAAAGUAGCGGAGCUUCGUCACGUGUGUUGUUUCAGGAUUCGGGGCAAGAUAAGUUGUGGAAUGUUGUCCAAAGGGACACACUACUUGGUCUACUUAGUGUUCAAGAGAACAAGCGGUGGAUCAGUCGGUUUCGAAGAGACGCCCAUGGAAGCUCAAGUCGGGUUUGUGGGGAAAGAAUCUAGCAAAUCGUUUGUGUUACUCGAACCAAGCCGCCGUGGUUAUCGUUACUCGUGUGUUUGGCGCAGACCGGUGUAUAGAGAGUUCAGGACGGGACGUCCAAGGGAAGGAGUUAGAGGAGAGAGGGAGACUGAUGGGCAUGUGGAGGAGCCCAAGGAGAGAGGAGAUGGGUGGAGUGAAGUGAAGCUUGGGAACUUUUACAUUAGCGAUGGUGGUUGUGAUGAUGAUGGUGAUGAGAUUGAGUUUGCUAUUAUGGAGCCUCGGAAUAGUGAAGUGGGACAAAGGAAAAGUGGUUUGAUUUUCCAGGGAAUUGAGAUAAGGCCCAUGAAAGAAAGAGAAGAAAUGGUCAUUGCCAAAUCAUCAAAUUCUGACAAUAUCUGAUUUGAAGGAUCAACAGAGUUUAAAGCUGUUGUAUUGGCUGCUUCAUGUCUAAUUGUGUAGUUGUUGCUAUGCAAAACAAGAAGUUGAGGACUCUCACUCUCUCUCUAUUUUGUACCAAUUUUUGAAUGACAAUAACUUUGUGGUUAUUUGCUUCACUUGAACAAUGAAAAAUGAAAAACCUUUUUGUAUCGUAAUGUUUUCAAACCUUUUUCUCUGUGA